Molecule: messenger RNA, 2372 nt
Organism: Ficedula albicollis (Collared flycatcher)
Lineage: Eukaryota; Metazoa; Chordata; Aves; Passeriformes; Muscicapidae
Gene: PDE6H
Product: phosphodiesterase 6H
Exons: 4
Coding region: 358-615 (85 amino acids)
Biological process (GO): visual perception; positive regulation of G protein-coupled receptor signaling pathway; positive regulation of epidermal growth factor receptor signaling pathway
Cellular component (GO): photoreceptor outer segment membrane
Molecular function (GO): cGMP binding; 3',5'-cyclic-nucleotide phosphodiesterase activity
Source: RefSeq, a predicted model, not a curated record
UUCUCCAGACAUGUCCCCCAAGAAGCUCCACAGGAGCCACAGCCUUGUUGCAGAAAGAGGCACAUCACCCCUCAGGAGUGUGCUGGGGCUCUGCUCCUCCUCCAGACCUUGCUGGAGCUGUGCCUGCACGACUCUGGUCUCACAGUGCUCCCCCCAUCUCACCCCUGCCGUGCAGAUGCCCGCCCACGACUGGUGUCCUGAUGUCACCUGGUGGCAGGGUAUAUCUGGAGGACAAAGGACACCUCGAGACUCUUUCUGCACAGGCUGGAGGACGGGAGUUGAAUGAUUUGCAAGAGGAGCCCUUGGCACUACAGAGGGAUCUGAGAGAGGCACGUGCCUGCCUCACGCAGCCCAGCCAUGAGCGAGACCCCAGCCGCCAACCUCAACACUGGAGAUGCUCCAACCGGCCCCGCCACACCGCGCAAGGGGCCUCCCAAGUUCAAGCAGAGACAGACCAGGCAGUUCAAGAGCAAGCCCCCCAAAAAAGGAGUAAGAGGGUUUGGAGAUGACAUCCCAGGCAUGGAGGGGCUGGGCACAGAUAUCACCGUCAUUUGCCCAUGGGAAGCUUUCAGCCAUCUGGAACUGCACGAGCUAGCUCAGUUUGGGAUCAUCUAAGGUGUCAGGAUCUCUACUGGUGUCACCUGGUGACUCCACACAUCCCAACAUGGUCUUUACCACCUUUGACACUUACUUUUGGCCCUUGCAUCCACUUGCUUAAGGGCAGGGUGGUUUUGUAAGAGCUAGUUGUGAGAAACUUAACUUUGCAGAUUAAUUUGGCAAAGAAGUUAUUUGGGACCCUGAGCAGACCUCACGUUCCAUGAGACGAAACUACUGAAAAAUGUCUUAAUGUCUCCCCACACCAUAUUCUUUCUUCUCUCACUGUCAUAGAUCUUCAAUGUUUGUGGUGAUACAGGGAGGCUGUAUUUGAACUUUUUCCCUGAUUAGCUGAGAUAUUGUGUGCGUGUGUGUCCACACCUAAUUAAAUCACCCUAUUCUGUUUUCUUCCUUCCCUCUCUUUCUUCAGCUUUCUGUAUAGAAUUUCCGUGGGUAGGUCCCAGUGUUAUUUGAGCCAGCAGUUAUUUGCUCAGAGUACAUUGGUAGAGAGCAGCAUUAGUCACCAGUCCAGACGUUAGGCUGCUUUCCAUAGGAGAUCCUUCCCCAGCGGCUCACCAUAAGGAACGUGCUGCUAAGACUUACCUCAUCAGCAAAUGGGGAAAAGGGCUUGCAAAUGUCUCUGCUGUACUGCCCACAGGCUAUUAACCACGAGAGUCUGGCUGUUCUCGUAACGUUAAAUGAAAAUGUGUGCGUCUGAGAUCAAUAGCUAAGUGAAUUAAUCCUAUUAUUCAUUCCUUUGUGGUUGCAGCUCCAAAGAAGUAGCGCUCCAAAUGACGCUGCUUUUCCUCUCCUUUGGUGGGAAGCCCUGUGUGACAUUUCUCCCCAUGCCCAUACAUAUUUACAUGAGACAUUUGCUCCCCAGGACAUGCUUGCUACUUAUUAAGACAGAGAAUCCUUAUGAUCUGUCACCAGACUGUGCCAGCAGUCUUGCCACAUCCAGCAGAAAAUAAUAUCGCAGUAAUUCCUCCCUCUUCCUUGUAUUUAGCAUAGGAAAAGUCACCCUUCACCCUGCCCCUCAUAAGCAGGAAAGCUUUUCUCUCUUCGCUGCCUGGCAAUUUCUGGAGCUUAUUUGGACAAGCAGGCAAAUGGUGUCCCCAGAGAGAAGUACCAGCAGAGCAAGGGGGAGGCAGGGGCAGGGUAGGAUGUGUGCAUGCAGGCAAGCACAGAGCCAAUCCACUUAACCCCAUCAAUCUGUGUCUGCCAGACACUGCCAGUGGUGAGGCUCCCGAAACCGCUUCGAUGUUCAGGGAAGGCACGGAGAUUCCCUACGGCCCUGGCAUUAAGGAAGGGCUUUUGGCUUGUUUGCAGGCAAGGAGCAGUUUAUUGUAGCUACAUAGUAUUCAUAAGAGGAGGUGGAAUUUUUAAUCAUUGUCUUUAGCUUGAGAAGCCUCAUUGCUUAAGAACUGCCUCCCCCUAUCUAAUCUUUCCUAUGCUGAACAUGUUCAUGGGAGCAAGGAGUGAUUGUGGAGAGGAGAGCAAAUCCUGUCUAAACGAUUGAUCCCCACGCAUAAAGCAUUGCUAUAAAUCCAUGGCGGUGCCAUAGUUAUCUGCUACUGUUAUUCCAGAAAUAAAAGCUAGCAGUUUUCGGUUAAAAUAUAGCUUGAGCACCAAAAGCUGAAGGAAAUUAACUCCUGUCGGCAGCCCAGAGUGCAGCUUUUAUUAUUCAGCACUCCUGCCAUUAGAAGCAGCAGCAAGCCGUGGAGUGGUUCAGAACCGCAGCACUAUGGCAGCAGAGCAGAAGUCGUGUACCAUUUAGC